This is a messenger RNA of Rubroshorea leprosula, 540 nucleotides long. NCBI's taxonomy places the organism in Eukaryota, Viridiplantae, Streptophyta, Magnoliopsida, Malvales, Dipterocarpaceae. The record is from the annotation of a GenBank genome assembly.
CAUUCCAUCUCUCUUCCUUUCCUUUCCAAAUCCAAAAAAAGCAAAAGUUGGAGAGAGAAAUUAAUACACACUACUGCAAUAAUUCACUCUUCUUUUUAUUGCCAGCUCUGCUUUGCUCUCUCCUCUUCCUCUCUUUCAAUACUUCCAUCAUCACUGCCACCCACACCUCACAAACACCUACUUGGUUCUCCCUCAGUAUUGUGCAACUUCCAUAUAGCUGAGGGUUGGAGUUUUUAAUCCAAAGCUAUUCUAUUUUUCCUUAAGAACAGUGAUAAAGAAGAAUUUCAGAAAAUGUCUAGCUCUGCAAAAGCUCUGGAUCCUGCCUUUCAGGGAGUUGGUCAGAAAGUAGGCACUGAAAUCUGGCGAAUUGAGAAUUUCCUGCCUGUUCCGGUGCCCAAGUCGGACUAUGGAAAAUUCUACUCAGGAGAUAGUUACAUUGUAUUGCAGGUGUGAAAGACUCUUCAUCACUGCCCUUUCUCUGCUCAGUUGUUUUCUCAUAUGUAUUUUUAUUUGAAAAAAAAAUAAAAUUGAAUUUUCUAU